AAAGUAUCGUUCAGAGGCGAUUCGGUCGAAGAGAGCGACAAAAGGAGAAGCCGAAGAGGGGGGAGAUCAGAGAGAGAGACGAGGGAGAGUAUCUUCAUUUCCAUCGGGCUUCUUGUCGCCUAUUCGUUUUGGAGCUACUUCGCUUCGUUGCUCGAUCUCGUCGUCUUCUUAAUUAAUUUGUUGGGUCGUAUAUAUAUAUAUAUAUUUGCGGAUAAAUUUGGAGUUAAAGAUCGAGUAGUAUAAUUGGUGCGGAGCGGAGCGGAGCAGAGGAGGAAGAGAGGUGUUUUUCUCUUCUCUUUCUCUUCUCCUCUCCUCUCUUCUCUGCGAGGGAGGGGAGGUGAGACCAGGUAUAAGUAUAGCAGUAGUAGCAGCAUUAAAAUGGAGUGGCCAACAUAUCUGGACGAGUAUGAGAAGCUCGUUAUCCGAAUGAACACUCCUAGGGUGGUCAUCGACAAUGCGGUGUGCCCGACGGCGACGGUGGUGCAGGUGGACAGCGCGCGGAAGCGCGGGGUCCUGCUGGAGGCCGUGCAGCUGCUCACCGACCUCGACCUCUCCAUCAAGAAGGCCUACGUCUCCUCCGACGGCCGCUGGUUCAUGGACGUCUUCCACGUCACCGACCAGUUCGGCCGCAAGCUCGCCGACGAGAGCGUCAUCUCCUACAUCCAGCAGUCUUUGGGGACGUGGAAAUACGGGCCGGAGCGGGCGACGGAGUCGGAGGGGCUGACGGCGCUGGAGCUGACGGGGACGGACCGGCCGGGGCUGCUGUCGGAGGUGUUCGCGGUGCUGGCGGAGCUGCAGUGCGGCGUGGCGGAGGGCAAGGCGUGGACGCACAACGGCCGGAUCGCGUGCGUCGUCUUCGUCAACGACUCCGUGUCCGGCUGCCCCAUCGCGGACGACCUCCGCAUCCGCCGCAUCGAGUCCCGCCUCCGCCACCUCAUCAAGGGCGACCGCCGCGGCACCGUCGCCGCCGCCUCCCCCUCCCCCUCCGCCCCCGCCCACGUCGAUCGCCGCCUCCACCAGCUGAUGCUCGCCGACCGAGACUACGAGAACGCGGGUGGUGCGGCGGAGUCUCCCCCGCAAUCCGUCGUCGUCGUCGUCGUCCAGGACUGGGCCGAGCGCGGGUACUCCGUCGUCACCGUGCAGUGCCGCGACCGCCCCAAGCUGCUCUUCGACGUCCUCUGCACCCUCACCGACAUGGAGUACGUCGUCUUCCACGGCACCAUCCACACCCACCGCGAUCAGGCCCAUCAGGAAUUCUACAUUCGCCACGCCGACGGUACCCCCAUCAGGUCGGAGGCUGAGAGGCAGCGAGUGAUCCAAUGCCUGCGGGCAGCCAUAGAGCGCCGGUCCUCCCAGGGGGUGAGACUAGAGCUCUGCGCCGUCGACAGGCCGGGGCUCCUCAUGGAGGUCACAAGAACGUUCAGAGAGAAUGGGCUACUGGUCGCGAGGGCGGAGGUGUCGACGAAAGGGGAGAUGGCCUCCAAUGUGUUCUACGUGACCGAUGCGGCGGGCCAACCGGCGGAUCUCAAGGUCAUCGAAGCCGUCCGGAGGAAGAUCGGGGAGGACCGGCUCUAUGUCAAGGAAGAGCCGCGACCGCACUACCACCGAAAGGCCUCCGGCGAUCGCGAGGAGGCCAACGGCGGCGGGGGCGGCAUUGGGCUCUUCCACCUCGGGAACUUUGUGAUGAGAAACUUGUUCAAUUUGGGGCUAAUCAGAUCAUAGAAAUUUCAUACCUGGUGUAUCUUCGAUCCAAUUGGGUUGUGUAUCUAUAUCUAUAUCUAUAUCUAUAUGUGUGUGUGUGUAUAUAUAUAUAUAUAGAUAGAUAGAUAGCUAGGGAGAGAAAGCUGAAACAAGGAGGAAGGUGAAAUGCUGCAGAAUGAACAGAAUGAUUGAUACACACAAAUAGAAGGAAAGGAAACAGAGGGGGAAUUGGGGAAAUUGUGUCUUAGAAUUGUAUGAUGGGUGCUUUCUCUUGGUGAUUGUUUCCGGUUCCGGUGAAGAGCGCGCGCUAAUUAACAAAUUUAAAAAAAAAAAAGGAAAAAACUUGUGGCGUGAUCGAUGGAACAGAUUUCGAGUCACAGCAGAAAUGAAGUGAUCAUUAGAUAGACUCAUAUUGAGCUGCUAAGUCUAAUUUGUCAGUGCGUCUUUCAUCUGAGCCGGACUCUCUUUGGGAAGAAGGUUAGGUGUUGGGGAUUUUUCCUUUUCUUCCUUUCAUUGUCUUUUGGGAACAAAUAUCAUACUGUAAAUAUGGAAUUGAUGCUUAUUAGUGUACUAAAAUGCUUUGACAACAUGGGAGAAUGUGGUAUCUGCCCUACUUUUCUUUUGUAAUAGGAAUCUUUCAUAUGUCUCAUUAUCUUUUC
Molecule: messenger RNA, 2360 nt
Organism: Ananas comosus (pineapple)
Lineage: Eukaryota; Viridiplantae; Streptophyta; Magnoliopsida; Poales; Bromeliaceae
Product: ACT domain-containing protein ACR8-like
Exons: 5
Coding region: 379-1722 (447 amino acids)
Source: RefSeq, a predicted model, not a curated record